Messenger RNA from Lodderomyces margitis, 1005 nucleotides. RefSeq lists its product as uncharacterized. The transcript has a single exon. Gene Ontology annotation, molecular function: oxidoreductase activity, acting on the CH-OH group of donors, NAD or NADP as acceptor. The record is from RefSeq and is a predicted model, not a curated record. The coding region runs from base 1 to 1005 and encodes 334 amino acids. Lineage: Eukaryota; Fungi; Ascomycota; Pichiomycetes; Serinales; Debaryomycetaceae.
AUGGUCGUGUUUGUAACUGGGGCAACAGGCUACAUUGCACAACACGUAGUCAAGGAACUUUUGAAAGAAGGAUACGAAGUUGUUGGAUCAGUCAGAUCGAAGGAAAAGGGAGAGUACUUAUCAAACUUGAUUAAAUCAGAUAAAUUCACCUAUGCAGUGGUUCCCGAUAUUGUGAAAAAGGGAGGAUUUGAUGAAGUUUUACAAGAGAAUGAUUCCAUUGACUCCUUCAUCCACACUGCAAGUCCAGUUGACUUUGAAGUCGACGACAUUCAAACUGGUCUUUUGGACCCGGCAAUAGAGGGCACCAAGAACGUAUUACUUGCAGUUGAAAAGUACGGCAAGAAUGUAAAAAACGUGGUUGUCACUUCAUCAGUAGCUGCCGUUCGUGAUUUGAGUGGAAACAAACCUUCAAACAGUCUCAUCGAUGAGUCCUCAUGGAAUGAUAUUUCCCUUGAGCAAGGCCUCAAGAAUACUAAGUUAGGCUACGCUGCUGCCAAAACUUUUGCCGAAAAGGAAGUAUGGAAGUUUGCUGAUGCACAUAAAGGUACCUGGAAUGUAACAACCGUGAACCCAACUUUUGUUUUUGGACCGCAAGCAUAUAACGUGCAAAACAAGGCUCAUUUAAACCAUUCUGCCGAGUUUGUCAACGAAAUAUUAAAGUUGGGACCGGAUGACAGCAUUGGCUCUUUUGCAGGAUUAUUCAUUGACGUUAGAGAUAUCGCUAAAGCACAUGUAGCUGCUAUAAAAAGGCCAGCUGGGUUUAACGGUCAACGGCUAUUACUCAUUGAUUCGCCAUGGACGAAGCAGCUUCUUGCUGUCAUUAUCAACAAACAUUUCCCCAAGCUUAACAUUCCGAGGGGAAGUCCUGAUAAGAGUGAUCUCGAAUUGAAAGAGGCUGAUCUUAAGUGGGAUAACACGAAAACAAAGAAGCUUUUGAAUUUUGAUUUUAUUCCACUUGAAAAGUCAGUGGUUGAUGCAGCUCAACAGAUUCUCGAUGCAAAGUAA